CAGGCGCCGCUCUGCUCCGCUCCGCUCCUCUCCGCUCCGCUGCUGCAGCCGCUGCGGGCUCGGCGCCGGCUUUGUCUGUCCUCGGGCGCGCGCCGCUGCGGUUACUGGACAGGAUGGCAUUUCUGAUAGGAAACACAAUGUUCUGUAUUAUAAAGCCAGUUUCUUCAAAGUCUUGGAGAAUUUGAUUCCUCAGACUUGUGAUCAAAGGAGAAGCCUGUUGACAAUCUCUCCUCACUAAUCAAGGAGGUACUGGAAACACAGCUGACUUGACACUUGUUGGAGACCUCACAACAGGUGUUCAAGACCAGCCCAUGGAAGAAUCAUAUGAGGAGGUGGCGAUCUACGUCAUAGAGCACGAGUGGACAUGUUUGGAUUUCCCACAGCUACCCUGCUGGAUUGUCACGGAAGAUACGCCCAGAAUGUAGCAUUUUUCAAUGUGAUGACCGAAGCCCACAAGUAUGAUCACUCAGAGGCCACAGGAUCUUCAAGCUGGGAUUUCCAGAGUUCCUUCAGAAGAGAGAAGCUGGAACAGAAGUCCCCCGAUUCUAAGGCACUGCAGGAAGACUCCCCUGGAGUGAGACAGAAGGUCUAUGACUGCCAGGAAUGUGGGAAAUCUUUCCGGCAGAAAGGUAGUUUAACGUUACACGAGAGAAUUCACACCGGUCAGAAGCCCUUUGAGUGCACUCACUGCGGGAAAAGCUUCAGGGCCAAAGGCAAUCUAGUUACCCAUCAGCGCAUACACACGGGCGAGAAGCCCUAUCAGUGCAAGGAAUGUGGGAAGAGCUUUAGUCAACGAGGCAGUCUAGCUGUCCACGAGAGACUCCACACCGGACAGAAACCCUACGAAUGUGCCAUUUGCCAGAGAAGCUUUAGGAAUCAAAGUAACCUUGCUGUUCACCGAAGAGUUCACAGUGGUGAGAAGCCCUACAGAUGCGAUCAGUGUGGAAAAGCCUUCAGUCAAAAAGGAAGCCUGAUCGUCCACAUCAGAGUUCACACAGGCCUAAAGCCCUAUGCCUGUUCUCACUGCCGGAAGAGUUUCCACACCAGGGGGAAUUGCAUUCUGCAUGGAAAAAUCCACACAGGAGAGACCCCCUAUCUCUGUAGCCAGUGUGGAAAAAGCUUCACUCAGAGAGGGAGUCUGGCAGUGCACCAGAGAAGCUGUUCCCAAAGGCUCACCCUGUGACCACUAUCUUCAAAGGAAGUUCUUUUUAUGAAUUAAAUGCAAGUACAAAAUCCUCUAUGGUCAAGCAGCCUAUCCAAUUUUACAUGGUGAGUGGAGACUCUUCAACAAAGACCAGCAUUGGGUAUGGCAAACUUGAUUUUUCCCUUUCCCCAAAAUAAGUAUGAAAAAUAAAUGUGUUGUUUAUCAUGAUGUA
This is a messenger RNA of Jaculus jaculus (lesser Egyptian jerboa), 1376 nucleotides long. It is a transcript of the gene Znf32, whose product is annotated as zinc finger protein 32. Bases 365 to 1183 code for a protein of 272 amino acids. The transcript is spliced from 4 exons. Gene Ontology annotation, biological process: regulation of transcription by RNA polymerase II. Lineage: Eukaryota; Metazoa; Chordata; Mammalia; Rodentia; Dipodidae. Gene Ontology annotation, cellular component: nucleus. The record is from RefSeq and is a predicted model, not a curated record. Gene Ontology annotation, molecular function: RNA polymerase II cis-regulatory region sequence-specific DNA binding; DNA-binding transcription factor activity, RNA polymerase II-specific.